Messenger RNA from Colletotrichum graminicola M1.001, 219 nucleotides. RefSeq lists its product as uncharacterized. The transcript has 2 exons. NCBI's taxonomy places the organism in Eukaryota, Fungi, Ascomycota, Sordariomycetes, Glomerellales, Glomerellaceae. The record is from RefSeq and is a predicted model, not a curated record. Bases 1 to 219 code for a protein of 72 amino acids.
AUGCUCGGCAUGAAUGCCACCUAUACCGGUCGUAUUCCCGAGCUGCCAAACUGCCUAGGAAGUCAAUCUCGUACGAUCGAUAUUUCGUCAAACACCCCCGUUUUCGGACAAUUUCGGGCAAUGGAGUUUAUCGAUGGCAACAUCGUGAUGGUGCCGGCGCUGCUCUGCCGACUCGAAUAUGCACUGGCUAAGGGAGUCCCGAGGAACCCACAAGCAUGA